AGUGAUUCACAUUUUUAAAAUUAUUGUAUGUAAUUCAAAGUUAUAAAUAUGAUUACUUAGGGGGUUUACGCUAUUUAUUUUCUUGGUUUUUUCAUUUCCUUCUACUCAUUUGACACCCCCACCAGAGGGCAGGCAAAGGAAGAGAGAGAAGUUAUUAAUUUCAGCUCUGCACGUCUUUUGUAUUUGUCCUUUCGUUGGACUGUUAUUUCCUGCCUCUGGAUUACAUUAAUGCAGUAGGAUCAGCUACUUUUGCUAUUUUAAAAUAUUUAAUAGAAUGCUCAAUUAUUUUUAAAAUAAAUGACUAGUAUCGAUAUAUCUAUUGAAUUUAAAUAUUUUAAAUUCUCCAACCCUUUUUAGCUCUCUAUAUUUUAUCAGUUAUUUUUAAAUAAUUUAUGCUAAGGUGUUUACCACUACUGUGGAUAAGUAUGAUUGAUUGUAAUAAGGAGUUGUUUUUUGUUUGUUUGUUUUGUUUAAAAGUACAUUGGAAUAUUCAUAAUCAAGCGUAAAGUUUUAAGUGAUUCCUUUUCAUGUUUUACACAAGUUGAUGUUCCUGAGGUCUAUUAGUGAAUUUUCAAAAAUAAGAAUUGUCUUUGGAAUACAAGUUACUGUUUGACACUUCAGCCUGAGACCAAAGUAAAUUCGUAUUUACGUUACCACCUUGCAGGUUUUCAAAGUCUAAAUGUUAAACCAGAUGAGUGUUGAACAUUUUAUGGCCUUAAUAUUGCUGUUAACACCCAUUGUACAUGCACACGUGUGUAUUUAUGUAUACAUGAAGUGCAGUUUCAUGGUCUGUAGCUGUUUGGUUUGUUAUCAGCAUGAGCAGUAAAUGUCCUUAAAAAUCAGCUUGGAAACAGCUGGCAGCUGACCCACUGGGGCUUAGCACCGCCUAAAUUCACAUGACGUUUCUUUGCUCUUUGACACAAAUAGUGUGCACCUUCACUUGUCAUCAAGGAAGUUGGUGAAGGAACCUUUCUGUGUGCUUGUGAGCCUAGUAGAAGAAUCUUAAAAUGGAUUUCUUAAAGAGAGUUGUUCCUCCCAUGUUUUCGGGAGAUGUGGUUUUGGAUGCCAACAUUCAGGAAAAUUCCCCACGAUUACUUAAGAUGAGACGUCUUCAUUCGCUUUCUUCAGAGAAGAUGGUAGGGGAGCCAGGUGGUACCAGUUUCUAUCAAAGUCAUUGUGACAACUGCCAGCAUCAACGGCUAGCUUCGGCUCCUGUCAGCAAAGUGAAUAAGUACUGUGCUUCUCCCAGCUUUCAUCCCACGUGUGGAAGGAAGAAUAUCAUCAUGUCCAACAUCACGAUCGACCCAGACGUCAAGCCUGGGGAGUACGUCAUUAAGAGCCUCUUUGCAGAAUUUGCCAUUCAAGCUGAAAAGAAAAUUGAAGUUGUAAUGGCUGAACCGUUGGAGAAGCUAUUGUCCAGAUUCCUUCAGGGUGAAGAUCUUCAGUUUGACCAGUAUUUGAUAAGCUCUAUGAGCUCAGUAGCAGAGCACUGUCUCCCUUCCUUACUCCGCACGCUGUUCGACUGGUACCGCCGCCAGAACGGGGCUGAGGACGAGUCCUACGAGUACAGGCCUCGGUCCAGCACAAAGUCCAAGGGGGAUGAACAGCAACGUGAAAGAGAUUACCUUCUCGAAAGGAGAGACUUAGCAGUAGAUUUCAUUUUUUGUUUAGUUUUAGUUGAAGUUCUAAAGCAGAUUCCUGUUCAUCCUGUACCCGAUCCCUUAGUUCACGAAGUUCUAAACUUAGCUUUUAAGCACUUUAAACACAAGGAAGGUUAUUCAGGAACCAACACUGGGAAUGUUCAUAUUAUUGCAGAUUUAUAUGCGGAAACUUUAGUAACUGAUUUACGGAUCCGGUGGAGGUUUAAGAGAACUGCAAGGUCGGAAAUUGGACAGUCCCCAAAGUUUCAGGCUGUGAGAAAGAAGUUUGUGACAGAAUUGAAAGAACUGCGACAGAAGGAACAGAGCCCACACGUGGUACAAAGCGUUAUCAGCUUAAUAAUGGGAAUGAAGUUUUUUCGAGUAAAAAUGUAUCCUGUAGAAGAUUUCGAAGCAUCAUUUCAGUUUAUGCAGGAAUGUGCUCAGUAUUUCUUAGAAGUAAAAGAUAAAGAUAUAAAACAUGCACUUGCUGGUUUAUUUGUGGAGAUUCUUAUCCCUGUAGCUGCUGUGAGUAUAUUUUAUUUUAAUACGAUUUAUGUGUUGUAUACGAACCUUACAACCUUAUACUUCCGUUUCUUCCCUGAAAACUAUCUCUUGCAGGCUUUAUAUCCACUAAUCACCUGCCUUUUAUGUGUCAGUCAGAAACAGUUUUUUUUAAAUAACUGGCAUAUUUUCCUACAGAACUGUUUGUCACAUUUAAAGAAUAAAGACCCUAAAAUGUCUCGAGUUGCACUGGAAUCUUUGUAUAGAUUAUUGUGGGUUUAUGUAAUUAGAAUAAAAUGUGAAAGCAACACUGUAACUCAAAGUCGUCUCAUGAGCAUAGUGUCAGCACUUUUUCCAAAAGGCUCGCGAAGCGUGGUUCCUCGUGACACGCCUCUCAAUAUAUUUGUGAAGAUUAUCCAGUUCAUUGCUCAGGAACGUUUGGAUUUUGCAAUGAAAGAAAUCAUAUUUGAUCUUCUCAGUGUUGGAAAAUCUGCUAAAACUUUCACCAUUAAUCCAGAUCUCCUGCUGUUGGAAUCCCGUCUGUUCUUAUAUUUUAUAAUCAGGAGGUUGUUUUUUUUCCCCCCCCUCCUAGGAAUGUCAGUUUACUAUCCUCAAGUCAGGAAAGCGUUGGAUAGCAUUCUCAGACAUCUGGACAAAGAGGUUGGGAGGCCAAUGUGCAUGACGAGUGUGCAGAUGUCUAAUAAGGAGCCCGAAGACAUGAUCACGUGCGUAGCCAACUGCCCUCGUCAUUGCUUGUCUCGCUUUUCACUUGGUAGGCUCACAAUUCAUAUGGAUGAAGAACUGCGUGGUCUGGCUUUCAAUACUCUGCUGGCAUUAAUGCUUGAUUUUCCAGAUUGGCGGGAGGAUGUUCUUUCAGGGUUUGUUUAUUUUAUUGUUCGCGAAGUGACCGACGUCCAUCCCACACUUCUUGAUAACGCCGUGAAGAUGUUGGUACAAUUAAUAAAUCAGUGGAAACAAGCAGCCCAAAUGCAUAACAAAAACCAGGACUCACAGCACGGCGUAGCUGAUGGAGCUUCUCACCCCCCUCCUCUGGAAAGGAGCCUGUAUUCCAGCGUGUUCCAUGUCGUCGAAGGCUUUGCUCUUGUCAUUCUGUGUAGCAGUCGACCCGCCACUCGCAGGCUAGCCGUCAGCGUCCUUAGAGAAGUACGGGCUUUAUUUGCACUUUUGGAAAUACCUAAGGGUGACGAUGAAUUAGCCAUUGAUGUGAUGGACAGACUGAGCCCGUCCAUUCUCGAGAGCUUCAUACAUCUUACUGGGGCUGAUCAGACCACUUUGCUCUAUUGCCCUAGCUCAAUAGAUUUGCAAACAUUAGCAGAAUGGAACUCUUCCCCUAUCAGCCACCAGUUUGAUGUGAUCAGUCCAUCCCACAUAUGGAUAUUUGCACACGUGACCCAGGGCCAAGAUCCAUGGAUUAUAAGUCUCUCCAGUUUUUUAAAGCAAGAAAACCUUCCAAAACACUGCUCUGCAGCCGUGAGCUACGCUUGGAUGUUCGCGUACACGAGGCUCCAGGUGCUGUCUCCACAGGUUGAUAUAAAGCGAGCUCCGGCGGCGCCGUACCUGGCCGCGUGGUGGCGCAACUACCUGCUGCUGUGCUGCAGCGCCGGCUGCGCCCCGCCCGCCGGCUCGCGCUGCUCGCCGCCCGAGACGCUGGCCUCCACCCCGGACAGCGGCUACGGCCUCGACGCCAGGAUUAUUGGAAUCCCGUCCCCUUCAUCCUUGUUUAAGCACAUCGUUCCAAUGAUGCGUUCCGACAGCAUGGAAAUCACGGAGUCCCUCGUUCUGGGACUUGGCAGGACCAACCCAGGAGCUUUUAGGGAACUAAUAGAGGAAUUACAUCCCAUAAUUAAAGAAGCACUUGAAAGAAGGCCAGAGGAACUGCUGGCCGAUGCUGGUGUCAUUAGUCACAGUGCAAGUGGUGGCCUUGAUAGUGAAACCCAUUUCCUCAACAACACUUUAUUGGAGUAUGUUGAUUUAACCAGACAACUGCUAGAGGCAGAAAAUGAAAAAGAUUCUGACACCUUGAAAGAUAUCCGAUGCCAUUUUAGUGCCUUAGUGGCGAAUAUCAUUCAGAAUGUUCCAGUGCACCAGAGAAGAAGUAUUUUCCCUCAACAGAGCCUUCGUCACAGCCUGUUCAUGCUGUUCAGUCACUGGGCGGGCCCUUUUAGCAUCAUGUUUACACCCUUGGACCGAUACAGUGACAGAAAUAUGCAAAUUAAUAGACAUCAAUACUGUGCAUUAAAGGCUAUGUCCGCUGUACUCUGUUGUGGCCCUGUUGCAGAUAAUGUGGGGCUGUCGUCCGAUGGCUAUUUGUACAAGUGGCUGGAUAACAUCUUGGACUCUCUGGACAAAAAGGUUCAUCAGCUGGGCUGCGAGGCAGUCACGCUCCUGCUGGAGCUGAACCCGGAUCAGAGCAACCUCCUGUACUGGGCCGUGGACCGGUGCUACACGGGCUCCAGGAGGGUGGCCGCCGGCUGCUUUAAAGCCAUUGCUAACGUGUUCCAGAACAGGGAUUAUCAGUGUGACACAGUGAUGCUUCUAAAUCUCAUACUGUUUAAAGCAGCUGAUUCUUCUAGAAGUAUCUAUGAAGUUGCCAUGCAACUUUUACAGGUCCUGGAGCCGAAGCUGUUUCGCUAUGCUCACAAGCUGGAGGUUCACAGGACGGACGGGGUCCUCAGCCAGCUGUCCCCUCUGCCGCACCUGUACUCUGUGUCCUACUACCAGCUGUCCGAGGAGCUGGCACGCGUACCUGAGCUCACUCUCGCCAUAUUCUCAGAGGUCAGCCAGAGGAUCCAGACGGCACAGCCCGCCGGGCGCCAGGCCAUGCUGCACUACCUGCUGCCCUGGAGCCCGUCGCCUCCCCCAGGCGACACGGCGGGCCGUGUGGCGGCCGGCGAGGACGACGACGACGCGCCCGAAGACCGAGAGGGAUCGGGUCAACCUGAGCAGGCGGCGGGCUGCGGGGGAAGCUGGGCGUCGCCCCAGGCCACGGCCCAUGUACGCGACGAGCUGGCUGGGGUCGGGCAGAACGGGACCACACCGUCGCGACGGGUGCCGAAGAACCUGAAGAUCAUUUGCAUUUUUGAUCAGCAUCUGCCGAUGAAUAUAGUUAAAGACAGUGCUAUUUACCGAGAGGUCGUGAUCAGUGCGUGGGCAGCAGUGGCCAGCAGUUUGCCUCCAGACAAAUGGAUGGGGCGCGACCCCUGCUUUUCCUGUUCUGACCGCUUGCUUUGGGGACAGGUGAAGAAGGUCAUCGUGUACCUGGGCAGAGACAAGACCAUGCAGCUGCUGGAAGAGCUGGUGGCCGAGCUGCAGCUGACGGACCCCGUGAGCUCGGCGGUCACCCACACGGACAACCCGCCCUACUACCGCGUCACGUCCAGCUGCAAGGCCCCCUCCGUCACCUCAGGAACUACUUCCAGUAGCAAUACCAUGGUGGCUCCCACAGACGGGAAUCCUGAUAAUAAGCCUGUCAAAGAGAACAUGGAAGAAAGCUACGUGCACUUGGACAUCUACGGCGGGCUGAACAGUCAUUUGAACCGUCAACAUCACAGGCUGGAGUCUCGAUAUAGUAGCAGCUCUGGAGGAUCUUACGAAGAAGAAAAAAGUGAUUCAAUGCCACUUUAUUCUAAUUGGCGACUGAAAGUGAUGGAGCAUAACCAAGGAGAACCACUGCCCAUGCCACCAGCUGGAGGCUGCUGGUCACCACUGGUGGAUUACGUGCCUGAAACGUCAUCACCUGGAUUACCUCUUCACAGGUGUAACAUAGCAGUGAUCCUCUUGACCGACCUAAUCAUCGAUCACAGCGUGAAGGUGGAAUGGGGAAGCUACCUCCAUCUUCUUCUUCAUGCAAUUUUUAUAGGGUUUGACCACUGCCACCCUGAGGUGUAUGAACAUUGCAAACGCCUGCUUCUGCACUUAUUAAUAGUAAUGGGAUCCAACAAUAACAUCCGAACUGUUGCUUCCGUCCUUCUCAGGAACAAGGAGUUUAAUGAGCCCAGGGUGCUGACUGUCAAACAGAUCGCACACUUAGAUUAUACUUUCACAGCAGGCAUUAACGAUUUUAUACCUGAUUACCAGCCCUCCCCUAUGACCGACUCAGGGCUUAGCUCAAGUUCUACCUCUUCCAGCAUCAGCUUAGGAAACAACAGCGCUGCCAUUUCGCACCUGCACGCCACCAUCCUCAAUGAGGUCGACAUUGCGGUGGAGCAGGACGGGAAAGUCAAAACCCUCAUGGAAUUCAUCACCUCCAGAAAAAGAGGACCCCUUUGGAACCAUGAGGACGUUUCCCCUAAGAAUCCCAACAUCAAGAGUGCUGAGCAGCUAACUACAUUUUUGAAACAUGUGGUUUCUGUUUUUAAGCAGUCAAGCUCAGAAGGAAUGCAUUUGGAACGCCACCUUAGUGAAGUCGCUUUGCAAACAGCACUUUCUUGUUCCUCGCGACACUAUGCUGGGAGAUCCUUUCAGAUUUUCAGGGCCCUAAAGCAGCCUCUCUCUGCAACAACCCUUUCUGAUGUUCUCUCCAGACUGGUGGAAACCGUAGGAGAUCCAGGAGAAGAUGCACAGGGAUUUGUGAUCGAGCUUCUCCUCACUUUGGAAUCUGCAAUUGAUACUUUGGCCGAAACCAUGAAGCAUUAUGAUCUCCUUUCUGCCUUUUCGCAAACCUCGUACCACGACCCCGUCAUGGGAGACAAGUAUGCAGCUAACAGGAAGAGCACCGGGCAGCUCAAUCUGAGCACGAGUCCCAUGAGCAGCGGCCGUUACCUGGGCGGCGACAGCAGCGCGAGAAGCAGCUCCUUGAGGCUGAGUUUAGCUGGCGACCGAAGAGGCGACCGGCGGCGGAGCAACACCCUGGACAUCCUGGACGGGCGGGUCAGCCACGGCGGCGGCCUGGCCAGGACUCGAAGCCUGUCCUCCCUCAGGGAGAAGGGCGAGGGCGGCGUGCAGGGCGCCACCGAGCCCGCCAGCCUGAUGGCCACCAUCUUCUGGAUAGCCACGUCCUUGCUGGAGUCGGACUAUGAGUACGAGUACCUCCUGGCCCUCAGGCUGCUCAACAAGCUGCUGGCGCACCUGCCGCUGGACAGGCCGGAGAGCCGGGAGCGGAUCGAGGUUGUGCAGGGCAAGCUGAGGUGGAGCAGCUUCCCGGGCCUGCAGCAGCUGCUCCUCAAGGGCUUCACCUCGCCGUCCACGCAGGAGGUGACGGUGCACCUCCUCAGCAGGCUCAUUUCUGUCUCCAGGCACGCCCUGGUGGACCCGUCCCAGCUGUCAGGCUUUCCUCUUAACAUCCUUUGCUUAUUGCCUCACUUAAUCCAGCAUUUUGACAGCCCAACUCAGUUUUGCAAAGAAACAGCUAGCCGUAUAGCAAAGGUCUGUGCAGAAGAGAAAUGCCCGACGCUGGUCAACCUGGCGCACAUGAUGAGCUUGUACAGCACGCACACGUACUCCAGAGACUGCUCGAACUGGAUCAACGUGGUGUGCAGAUACCUGCACGACUCCUUCUCAGAUACUACCUUCAACCUCGUGAUCUAUCUGGCCGAGCUGUUAGAGAAAGGACUGUCCAGCAUGCAGCAGUCAUUACUGCAGAUUAUCUACAGUCUGCUGAGCCAUAUCGACCUGUCUGCAGCCCCCAUCAAGCAGUUCAAUCUGGAGAUCAUAAAGAUCAUUGGCAAAUAUGUCCAGAGUCCUUACUGGAAGGAAGCCCUUAACAUACUGAAACUGGUGGUGUCGCGCUCUGCGAGUCUUGUUGUACCCAACGAUGUCCCCAAGACCUACGGGGGAGACAUGGGUUCUCCCGAAAUAUCCUUCACUAAAAUUUUCAAUAAUGUUUCCAAGGAGUUGCCUGGGAAGACUUUAGAUUUUCAUUUUGAUAUAUCCGAGACCCCAAUUAUUGGAAAUAAAUACGGAGAUCAGCACAGCGCAGCCGGGAGAAAUGGCAAACCCAAAGUCAUCGCUGUCACUAGAAGCACUUCCUCCACGUCCUCCAGUUCCAACUCCAACGCCCUGCUUCCUGUUAGUUGGAAAAGGCCGCAGUUGUCACAGCGAAGAACAAGAGAAAAGCUAAUGAACGUGCUGUCUCUCUGUGGUCCAGAGUCUGGCCUCCCAAAGAAUCCAUCGGUCGUGUUUUCUUCCAACGAGGAUUUGGAGGCCGGAGACCCACAGACCAGCCUCAUCUCUGCCACGGAGCACAGAACCCAGGAGGAGGAAGCGGCGGUGGAGGACAGCAGCAGCGAACAGCAGUUUGGUGUUUUCAAGGACUUUGACUUUCUAGACGUGGAGCUGGAGGACGCAGAGGGCGAGAGCAUGGACAACUUCAACUGGGGCGUGCGCCGGCGCUCGCUGGACAGCAUGGACAAGGGCGACACGCCCUCCCUGCAGGAGUACCCGUGCUCCAGCAGCACGCCCAGCCUGAACCUCACCAACCAGGAGGACACGGACGAGUCCUCCGAGGAAGAGGCUGCGCUCACGGCCAGCCAGAUACUGUCGCGCACGCAGCUGUUGAACAGUGACUCGCCUGCAGGCGAGACGGCGCCGGGCCAGCCCGACUCGCUCCUGCACUCCCAGGACCCCGCGGGCAGCGUCCCGGCAGAAGAGGCCCUGCAGAUCAGAGACGAGCCCCCGCUUCUGGAAGCUUCUCUAGAUAGCGCUAACAGCCAGCUGCCUGAGGUGGGGAGAAAUGGGGGCUGGCGCAUGGCCGAUCUGGACAGUCCGGAGAAGUCCGCCUCCUCCUCCUCACAUCUCUCGUCCAGCUCUUUCAAGGCCAAGGUGACGUCGUCGUCACAGACCGACUCCGGGCCCCGCCCGCUGACCUGGAAGAGGCGGGCGAACACGGGGAAGGUGAGCGCGGCGCAUGCGCCGUCGCGGUCCGUCAGCACCUGGCCGGCGUGGCAGCGCCAGGCGUCCUCGUCGUCGUCGCAGGCGGCGGGCCGGAAGGCGGCGAUGAUGGCGGACAGGAAGGGCGACGGCGGGGGCGACGCCUGCUCGUCCGGGGAGCCGUCGCGCUCCUCUUCGUCCUGGCUGCGGACACAAACACCCGGUCACCUGGCGCGGGCCUCGCCGGCGCGGCCUCCCCGCGGGGACGGCUCCGAGCCGCUGAGCGCGGCGGGGGUCACUGGGGCACCGGAGAAGCCUCUGGCUCCUGAGUACCCCGAGUCGGUCUGUGACGACGACGUCACCUUGGCCUUGAAGAGGCUGGACGAGAGAUGUGGAGAAGAGGCGGACUUCUCCGGACUGUCUAGCCAGGACGAAGAGGAGCGCGACGGCUCCCCGGACGAGCAGGCGUCGCCGCCGUCGCCCUUCCUGUCCGCCAUCAUCGCCGCCUUCCGGCCCGCCGCCUGCGACGACGACGAGGACGCCUGGCGCUGCCACGCCGGCCAGGUGCUGACGGACCGCGACGGCGCAUGCGCCGCGCCACCUUCCCGUGUUCGCCGCCUCUUCCAGACAAUUCAAAGAAAGUUUGCAGAGAUAACCAACGAGGCCGUUAGCUUUCUCGGUGACAGUCUGCAACGCAUCGGCACCAAAUUUAAGAGUUCCUUGGAGGUGAUGAUGAUGUGCUUGGAAUGCCCCACAGUCUUCGUGGACGCUGAAACACUCAUGUCAUGCGGGCUGCUGGAGACUCUCAAGUUCGGUGUUCUGGAAUUGCAGGAACACCUGGAUACCUACAACGCCAGAAAAGAAGCAGCGGAGCAGUGGCUAGACAAUUGCAAGAGGACAUUUGGUGCCAAAGAAGACAUGUACAGGAUCAACACAGAUGCACAACAAAUGGAAAUUCUAGCAGAGCUGGAACUCUGCCGAAGGCUAUACAAAUUACAUUUUCAAUUGCUGCUUUUGUUCCAGGCCUACUGUAAACUUAUCAACCAAGUAAAUACAAUAAAAAAUGAACCAGAGGUCAUCAACAUGUCGGAAGAACUGGCCCAGUUGGAAAGUAUCCUCAAAGAAGCCGAGGCUGCCUCAGAAAAUGAAGAAAUCGACAUUUCCAAAGCUGCACAACUUACUAUAAAGGAAACCCUUCCAUUCCAUUCCUUAAUUGAAACUUUGAAGAACAAGGAAUUUAUAUCAGCGGUAGCACAAGUCAAAGCUUUCAGAGCUCUGUGGCCCAGUGAUAUCUUCGGCAGUUACGAAGAUGACCCAGUGCAGACGCUGUUGCACAUAUACUUCCAUCACCAGACGCUGGGCCAGACCGGGAGCUUUGCAGUCGUGGGCUCCAACCUGGACAUGUCAGAAGCCAACUACAAACUGAUGGAACUUAAUCUAGAAAUCAGAGAGUCUCUACGCCUGGUGCAAUCAUACCAGCUUCUAGCGCAGGCCAAGCCCAUUGGAAACAUGGUGAGCACUGGAUUCUGAGAGACUCCAGGCAUUUAGGAAAAGAAACACAACUGAAGAUGAUUCCCAAACAUUAACCAAGCACCUUUUACGAACCCUUGCGAUUCACUGACAGCUUUCUGGCAGCAUUUACAAGAAGCGAGUCACUAACGUCAAACUGUAACACAACAAAGAUCUGAAGAAGAAGAAAAAAAAAAAUCUAAUUGUUUAACAGCUGCCAAUACCUCCCACAAUAACUGUAUGAGGAAGGACUUUUUAAAUUGCUUAACCUUAUGUGAAAAGAAAAGGGCUAAAAGUGAUGCAUACACAGACACAGUGCUUUCUGGAGAAAGAUAAAGGAGUCCAGGAAAUGUUUGCAAUAAUGGCCCCCCCUCGUGCUGGGACCUCCAAGAACAGGUGCAGUGAGGCUGAAAAAAAAUCAAGGCUGGUUCGUUUUAGCCGGAGACCUGCGACAGCUGCUUGGAUGUCCAGCCAGGCGUAGCAUGAUCUAGAACUGUUGAAGAUAUGCUUGGUCAUAUCUACACGAACAUCCAAGGCAGACGGACACCUGAAAACUUAUUUGCAAAAACCAUUGAUUUUUUUUUUUCCCCCACUCUGUGGGAUAAGGGGCUGGGGGUGUUUUUGUUCUGUUUGUUGGUCUGUAUAAGGAAUUAUGCGUGAGUGAGUUGGGAGUGUGUGGGUAAUGUGACAGUCCUAUUUUUAAAGGUAUGGAUGUUUGCUGAUGACGUCUCAGAGCAUGCCUCAAAAGAGCACUGCAAGAUUAUUUUUGAAGAAAUUUUUAUUUUAUUAGAUCUAACUCUUCAUAGUGUUGUAAAUGUUAGGACAUUUUAAUAAUAUUUUAAAGACUGGGCUUCCCCAGUGUUUGGAAGAGAAAUAAUAUAUCUGUUAACGUUAUUAAUGCUGCUCAGUUCUGAGCGGUGCUUACAUGUUCCACCUGUUGAUAACUAACCAAAGUAGUUAAGCCUGCAGAGACUUUAAAAAUGUAAAAAUAAAGAUGUGUGCUGCCCUGGUCAGCUAUUCUUCCUUAGAAAAGUUAACUUAUUUUACUCCAUAAUUAUUCUAGAAACUGUAUAGACUAAAACCAGUAUUUUCUUGUACAUUCGUGCCAUGCACUGUUAGAAGAGGUGUACAAAGCUAAAAAAAAAAAAAAAAUGUGGUCAUUGGCUGGUAGAAUAUAUGACUUGCAGGCUUUGAAGUCUGCAGGAAAGAGAUGCAAUUCUUAUGUUUAUUCAGGGCUCACCUGUUUCCCCGCUCAAGGAAUCUGGGAAACGAAAGGAAGCCUGAAGACUGACUACCAAAACAUGCAAUAUACUUAUUUUCACUAAGUCUGUAGCAUACCAUGAACUGGGAGCCUCUGGCCUUUUUUAAAAUAGCAUUUUGUAAAAAAAAAAAAAAAAAAAAAAAGAAAAAACAAGAAAAAAAUAGUAGUCCCACCAACUCCUCUGAUUUGAAAGGAACACCUUGUAACUUUUUAUAUGCAUCUCUUCUUAUGCACUGUGACUUUUCUUUUUCAACUGGGCUCGGUGAUUCCAGAGUUUAGAAUGUAGAAAUGAAAUGCUUAAGCUUUGCCUUUUCUUGGGUGUGUGGACUGUGCCAGAAGUGUAAUGAUGGAUGCCCAAGUGCAUUAAUUGCAUUCAUGGAAGGCACUGUGCCCGCCCUUGCUGACCACAGUUAUGUUUCCUAUAAAAUUCCAUAACUGGUCACAGCUCAUUCAUAAUCACUGUAUUUUUUUGACCCUGAUAUAAAAAAAAAAAAAAAAAAGAUUUUGAUGGUGUCCUGGUACUGUAAAUGGUGUCCUUUAAAUUAUUUAAUAACUUUUGGGUGUUGGGCAGGCAGAGAGGAAUGGUGUCCAGACAUACCCUGCACUCCACACUUGCUCCCCCUCCUAACAUUUUUGUUAAAAAUAAAAAGCAUUGUAGCUGGUG
This is a messenger RNA of Microcebus murinus (gray mouse lemur), 12403 nucleotides long. Lineage: Eukaryota; Metazoa; Chordata; Mammalia; Primates; Cheirogaleidae. The record is from RefSeq and is a predicted model, not a curated record.